AAAGGUAACUUGGACUCAACUUCCAUAAACUUUCUAGCAUUUAUUGCAUUAUAAUCGCAAAUCAGUGGAUAUGGCACCAGUCGCGUAUUCUGGUGCUCUGCAACCAAAAAAGAAGGCAGAACUACAACAGAUAGCCGGCGCUCUUCGCAUAAGCGACUCUGGUACACGAGAAGACCUACAGACCAGAAUCAAAAAGCAUCUCGAGGAUAAUCAGACCAAGCUAGAGGACGAACCGGUUUUCUCUGGAUUAUUUGGAAAGCGCAAGAAGAGCGUACAACCACAACCUUCGAUAGGGCGAUUUGUACCCUCAGAUACCAUGGAAUCUAUAGACGACAAUGCAAGCAUUAAGACAUCCAGCAGUCCCGUUACUACCAGGUCUACUCGGCGUAACCCUGCGCUUGAAGCUCCGCGCGAUAUUACCCCUGUCUCAGAUAUUCGGGACGUUUCUAUGAUGUUGAAGAAACCUAUAUCUCCCGCUACGAACGCGUCGCCAUCCACAAAUCGCGAUUCUCCAGCACCACGUAGUCAGCAGGUGGCAUCUUCAGUCCCUAUUACUGUAUCUAGAAUAGCCAACGCUGUUCCCAGCAUUCCUAUGAAUGGUGUCGUCGACGUUUUCAGAAGGCAGGAAGAUCAAUUUCUACAAUCUAGUAGUGAUAUGCUACUCAAUCUGCGUACUUUCCUCUCGAAUUCACGGAACGUGUGGUCACUCACAGCUGUAUUCGAGCUGAUAUAUAUCUUGUACACUGUUAUUCCGUGGCAGUCAACUGAGGUUCCACUGUGGCCUACAACUUCCGCGCACGAUGCAUCAUUUGUGUCAAUUCCUUACCCACCAUUGUCAAUCUUCGAAUCAUCCACGUUCUGGACUGUUUUAAUGCACUGGUCAAUACCAUCGCUAUUCUUGCCAUCGCUAUUCGGAACUCUCAUCUCAUUCCACCCAUCGAACUCGACGUCUACUCGCGGAGAGAUGGGAGCGUUACCUCCUCCAGUGCUUCCCUUUGAUGCGCUUACGGCUUCCAUCAUCAGGCUUGCUGCCCAGUUUGCUUAUCCUUUUGACGUCCUUAACUCCAGCGUCGAAGGUAUCGACGUCAUUGGUCACCGAUGGCGCGUCCUUAAUGCGGCUGUCGGACUAGCCUUUGCGCUCGUGGAAGCAAUCUACGGUGCUCCGGGAGCUUACGCUCAGAGAGCAGGACUAACUCAACAUGACAGUCGUCCGAGGUCGUUGACGAACGAUGACACCAUCAUAGCCAUCCCUGAAGGCUCGAGCGCGAGAUAAUAAUGUAUUAUAUUUCUUGGUCCAGGAUUAAAUUUCUACUUAUGAUGGUUUGGAUUUACGAUUUUUUUUUUGUGUACCACUUGUCUUUCACAGGCUUUGUUGUUGCUAUCGUUUUAUAAUCCGUGUAGCCAUUUAAGCCGUCUGCCAAGUUUAUAGCUUUGCGCUUUCCUUUGGAAAUUUGUAGUAGGCUCUACAGUAUUCUGCCUUUUGAUUUGUAUUGAUUACGAUAGCUUUUAUGACUAUUUAUUUUCGCUUUUCUGUGCUGUUUUUGCGAUGUUGGAUUUUGUAUGAGUCUACAUGUACAUGUUCUACUUUCUAUUACAAGCUUCGAGUCGCUUUUCAGUAAAAGGCUGCAUGUAUACAAAUGUACUACAUGCCUAUAGGGAGUUGUGACACCUAACAACUCG
This is a messenger RNA of Serpula lacrymans var. lacrymans S7.9, 1680 nucleotides long. RefSeq lists its product as uncharacterized. Gene Ontology annotation, cellular component: membrane. The record is from RefSeq and is a predicted model, not a curated record. Lineage: Eukaryota; Fungi; Basidiomycota; Agaricomycetes; Boletales; Serpulaceae. The transcript has 4 exons. The coding region runs from base 71 to 1273 and encodes 400 amino acids.